CGACACCGCACCGCGGGGCGAGCGCAGGACCCGCGGCUCGGCCCGCGGCCGCCGCCGGACCCCAGCCCCGCGCGGGCCCCGCGCCCCAGGACCGCCGGGGCCCGGCCGCGGGCCAGCGAGCGCCCAGUCCAGCGCCCGUCGGCACGGCCGGGCCAGCAUGGUGGACCACUUGCUUCCGGUAGACGAGACCUUCUCGUCUCCCAAAUGCCCAGUGGGUUACCUGGGCGAGAGGCUGGCGGGCCGGCGGGGGUACGCCAUGCUGCCCUCGCCCGCCUCCGAGGACGACAGCGACACCUCCAGCCCCUGCUCCUGUGCCAGCCCCGACGCGCGUGGCCGCUGCUCCUGCUACGGUGGAGGGCCGGGCGCCAAGGGCCAGGACAGCAUCUUAGACUUCCUGCUGUCCCACGCCACGCUGGGCGGUGGUGGCGGCAGCGGGAGCCUCGGGGACGGCGGUGGCCCUGUGGCCUGGGGGCCCUGGCGGAGGGCUCCGGUGCCCGGCAAGGGGGAGCAUUUCUGUUUCCCCGAGUUCCCCCCGGGCGACCCUGACGAUGUCCCCAGGCCCUUCCAACCCACCCUGGAGGAGAUCGAGGAGUUCCUGGAGGAGAACAUGGAGCCGAAGGUCAGGGAGGCCCCAGAGAGCAGCAAGGACUUGGAGGCCUGUGGCCGAGAGCUGGCCGGGCCCCACAGAAGCCACCUGCACCCCGAGUCUGGAGGCAGAGACCGCCGCACCCCACCACCAGAGGGCGCCAGUGUGGGCGGGGCCCGGGGCCCCGGUGAGGGGCCGGCGGCUGACGGGCCCCUCCCCGUGCUGCUACAGAUCCAGCCCGUGGCCGUCAAGCAGGAGGCGGGCGCGGAUCCCGCGUCCCCCGGGCAGGCCCCAGAGAACGUCAAGGUGGCGCAGCUCCUGGUCAACAUCCAGGGGCAGACCUUCGCGCUGGUGCCCCAGGUGGUGCCCUCCUCCAGCCUCAACCUGCCCUCCAAGUUUGUGCGCAUCGCUCCCGUGCCCAUCGCGGCCAAGCCCAUUGGGUCGGGGCCCCUGGGACCCGGCCCCGCCGGCCUCCUUGUGGGCCAGAAGUUCACCAAGAACCCCGCGGCAGAACUCAUCAAAAUGCACAAAUGUACUUUCCCCGGCUGCAGCAAGAUGUACACGAAAAGCAGCCACCUGAAAGCUCACCUGCGGCGGCACACUGGCGAGAAGCCCUUUGCCUGCACCUGGCCGGGCUGUGGCUGGAGGUUCUCGCGCUCGGACGAGCUGUCGCGGCACCGGCGCUCGCACUCGGGCGUGAAGCCGUACCAGUGCCCCGUGUGCGAGAAGAAGUUCGCGCGGAGCGACCACCUGUCCAAGCACGUGAAGGUGCACCGCUUCCCCCGCAGCAGCCGCGCCGUGCGCGCCCUCAACUGAGCCGCCCGGCCGGGCCCCCUUCUUCACCAAGCAAUAAUUUAUUAGCUCCUUCCGAGGGCCGUGGCC
Molecule: messenger RNA, 1468 nt
Organism: Perognathus longimembris pacificus (Pacific pocket mouse)
Lineage: Eukaryota; Metazoa; Chordata; Mammalia; Rodentia; Heteromyidae
Gene: Klf15
Product: Kruppel like factor 15
Biological process (GO): regulation of transcription by RNA polymerase II
Molecular function (GO): RNA polymerase II cis-regulatory region sequence-specific DNA binding; DNA-binding transcription factor activity, RNA polymerase II-specific
Source: RefSeq, a predicted model, not a curated record